Messenger RNA from Trichoderma breve, 4494 nucleotides. Its product is annotated as response regulator receiver domain-containing protein. The transcript is spliced from 3 exons. Lineage: Eukaryota; Fungi; Ascomycota; Sordariomycetes; Hypocreales; Hypocreaceae. Gene Ontology annotation, biological process: phosphorelay signal transduction system; phosphorylation. The coding region runs from base 1 to 4494 and encodes 1497 amino acids. The record is from RefSeq and is a predicted model, not a curated record. Gene Ontology annotation, molecular function: phosphorelay sensor kinase activity.
AUGCAGGAAAAGGACGACAUCUCCGCUGAUAGCAUUGGCUUCGCCUCCGCCUCCGCCUCUGCCCGUUCCUCUGUUUCUGGACCUGCUUUUCCCACGAGUACUGCUCCCGUCGACCAUCCGUCCUCAGCAGCGUCUUCGACUCGGGCACCCGGCGCCUUUGACCCCGGGUUGCCGAAUCCCGCCUUGGCCUCUACAGACGAACCUGCCGCCUCUCCUCGACCUCUUGCUGCGGUGUUGGAGACGGCUUCUUCUUCUUCUUCGCCGUUCCGCAGCAGCUCUUCUCACCUUGCCCAGAGCCAUCUAGACCACUCGAGACAUCAUUCGGCAGGCCUAUCGGCGGCACCAUGGCAUACUGACAGUAACAGCCCAGAUCACAUCUCUUCGCCAUCCCCUGCGCAUCCAAUCACAGCCCUGCCGUCGCACAGGAGCUAUCCCAGCCUCAACGAAGCCUUGGCCGCAAGUCUAUCGUCGGCUGAUAGUGGGAAGCGCCAGUCGCGCAAGGUCAAGGACGACCAGGCCAUGGGGUCGACACCAGUCAAGAAGGCUCGAACCGGGGCCUCUCCCCCUAGGAGACUCGAGAUGCUCAGCGAUGCCAUGUUCCCCUUAUCCACCAAGGCCGCCGCACUCCAAGUAAACCGCGAGGACGCAGUCUCCCCCCUCUUCUUCUCCCAUGCCCCUGCGAGGCACUUCAACCGCCCUCAGAGCGUUCCCGUCUCAGAUGUGGCUUCGGCCAUUCUAGCACACGCUCGCAAUGACGAUGCAGACCCCAUCACGACUCUCAAGCUCCCCAGAGCAAGCGUCAGCUCCACCAAUGCCGCUCUUUCUGGCAGCACGCCAUCCUCCAUGGACAUGUCUGCGCCGUCCCUAAGCCCUGACGUGCGCAGCCUGCCUCCUAGCUUGCAGAUGCUUCAGGGUGUUGGUGUUCUUGAGCUUCUCGAGCACGACGACAGGCCCACCUUCCUCGUCGAUCUGGCAAACCCAGUAAACACUCAACGGCCUGGGUUGCCCAUAGUGUACUACAACGCCUCUCUUCGGGCGUCUGAGUCACUCCACGGCCAUCUGAGCCCCGACCAGGAAGACCCUGCUACCCCCGACCUGAUGGAUGAUUUUAAUGACUUCAAGUCCUGGGUUUUGACUAUCGGUGUUGUUGAUUCCCUUGAUACUCCCUCGUCGACGUACGAAUACCGGGGAGUUACGUGGCUGUGUACAACUUUGAGGCGUCGAUUUCGAUUCAUCAGUGGGAAUGUUACCUAUCAAACUACUCGCCAGGCGUCACCAAAUGUGAUGAUGGAGGAGGAAGGGGAGGAGGCACCGGGGCAAGAUGGCAGUGGCGACUGUCUAUCAACUCCAGCUACACCUGCUGCUGACAUCCCCGAGCCACAAGAUUACUUUGGCACCGCGACUGCGAAGGACACGAUUGAACCCAUGGACACAACCGAAAUAACUCCUGCAACUGGCACCAUAGAGCCAAUAUAUGACAUCAACCGACGCCAUCCAGAUGACUUUACUAACCAAGUCUUGCAAUCACAGCCUGUAAGGUCAACCUUUGACUGGACCAGGAUUCCAUACAGCGAGAACCUGCCCGAGCACAUCAAAUUAGCAAAGUCAGUAGAUUGGGCCUCCACGCCUCUUGGCCCUAUGAGUGAAUGGGGCUACAGCCUGAGAGCCAUGGCAAAUUUAGUCAUGGGGAGCCCCAACCCGGCUGCCAUGUACUGGGGCCGUGAAUACGUCAGCAUCUACAAUGCCGCAUAUGUGGCACUGGCAGGCAGUAAACAUCCAUCCCUCAUGGGCAAGCGUUACGCAGAUGCCUGGUUCGAGCUCAACGAAGAGUUCGCCCCCAUAUUAAAGGCGGCUUGGGAUUCCGGUCAAGCCACAAUGAAGAACGAUGACCAACUCUUCAUCAACCGACAUGGCUUUUUAGAAGAGACUUUCUUCUCGUGGUCCAUCAUUCCCCUUCUUGGCGAAGAAGGCGAGGUUGUUGGCCUGUUCAACCCGAGUUUCGAAAACACCAGGCGGAGGAUCAACGAACGCCGAAUGCUUACUUUGCGCGAGAUUGGAGAGCGGACGGCGUCGGCAGCUUCCAUCAGUGAGUUUUGGCCGCAGGUUAGGCUAGGCUUGGCGUUCAACGAGUACGAUCUUCCCUUUAGCAUGAUCUAUUCCGUCAAGGAUGAUGCCGAAAGCGAAGUGUCAUCACUACAGUCUGGUAGCCUCCCGCACUCCCCUCAGCUUAUUCUCGAAGGAUCUCCUGGUGUUCCGGAGGGCCAUAUUGCAGCCCCACCAACUUUGGAUCUACGUACAUCAGAAGAAGGGUUCGCGCCAUAUGUACGGCAGUCAUUAGCAAGAGGCGGCACCCCUGUUGUGCUUUCCGAAGAAGACGGUACCUUGCCAAAGCAUCUCAUAGAAGGAUUUGAGUGGCGGGGUUUCGGUGACCCUUGCAGGACAAUCGUCGUCUUUCCAGUCGUCCCCACAACCACGGGCGAAGCUGUGACGGGAUUUAUUGUGCUAGGCGUAAACCCCCGGCGGCCAUACGACGACGACUACAAACUGUUCAUUCACCUUUUGUCACGGCAGUUGGCCACUUCCAUGGCCUCGGUUCUCUUGUUCGAGGAAGAGAUUCGACGUGGCCAGCGAGCGGCUCACCUAGCUGCUUUGGACCGCCAGGAGCUCUCAGAGCAACUUUGGCAGCGUACGCAAGAAGCAGAAGAGCUGGAAACCAAAUUCACGCGUAUGGCCGAGUUCGCGCCGGUCGGAAUGUUCAUCGCCGACCCAAGUGGUCAUAUCAACUAUUGCAACGAUAUGUGGUGGCAGAUUUCUCGACACUCUCGGUCUGAGCAAAUAGGCACUGCUUGGAUGGAUAGUGUACGAAUCGAAGACAAGCCAGGGUUGAUGACAGCCUGGACAAAGCUUCUUGAGCAAAAGAUGACCAUCUCGGUUGAGUUUCGAUUCAACUGCAGCCAACUGUGUGGAGAUCACACCGUCGACACCUGGGUUCUGAUGAGCGCAUUUCCGGAGAAGGAUGCUGAUGGCAACUUGACGUCCAUCUUUGGCUGUAUCACAGACAUUUCCUCUCAGAAAUGGGCCGAAGAGGUACAGAGCCAAAGGCGUGAAGAGGCUGUAGAGCUUAAGCGGCAGCAGGAAAACUUCAUUGAUAUUACCAGCCAUGAAAUGAGGAACCCCUUGUCGGCUAUUCUUCAGUGUGUCGAUCAAAUCGCCAAUAGCAUAGCCUCAUUCACAGCCCAUUCGGAUAGGACAGAGGUGGACGCCCUUUUAGAGUCCUGUCUUGAUGCUGCCAACACCAUCAAUUUGUGCGCCAGCCACCAGAAGCGUAUCGUUGACGACAUCUUGACGCUGUCGAAGCUCGACUCCAACUUGCUAGCCGUUACUCCCGUCGAUGAACAGCCGAUCAAAGUUGUGCACCGUACUUUGAAGAUGUUUGAGUCGGAAUUGCUUGCUCAUGAUAUAGACUUUGAGUUCCGCGUUGACAACAGCUUCGAGACCUAUGGAGUUACUUGGGCCAAGCUGGAUCCGUCAAGGUUGAGGCAAGUACUCAUCAACCUCCUAACCAAUGCCAUCAAGUUCACCCAGGGCCGAGAGAAGCGCGCUAUUACUGUAAGCAUGUGCGCAACCAAGGACAUCUCCGAGAUUACGAGUCAGGGGACUUUUUACUUUGAGCGGAACGACGUACAGCGGACAGUCGGCAUGGAUAUCGACAACGAAGAGGAAUGGGGUACCGGUGAGCGCUUCAACAUCCACUGUUCGGUGGAGGACACGGGCGCCGGAUUGGGCGAUGAGGAAAUGAAGGUCUUGUUCCAACGCUUCCAGCAGGCGUCUCCCCGGACGCAUGUGCAGUACGGAGGUUCUGGGCUAGGAUUGUUCAUCUCGAGGAUCUUGACGGAAAUGCAAGGCGGGCAGAUCGGAGUCUCUUCCCAGAAAGACGCUGGGAGCAAGUUCAGUUUCUAUGUCCAGAGCCGCAAAUGCUUGAACCCUCCGUCUCACGGCCAGCCCGCGAGCUGUCCCACGUCACGAAGCCAGUCGGAUGCAGGCCGCAAUCCCCUUUUCGACGUCCUCAUUGUCGAAGACAACAUUGUUAACCAGAAAGUCUUGCAGCGACAGCUGCGCAACUACGGCAAUAACACGUUCGUGGCCAACCAUGGCAAAGAGGCUCUGCAGACGCUGGCAAAAUCGAGAUUCUGGGCGGGCCAAGAAAAGGAAGGCGUCGAUAUUUCCGUCAUCCUGAUGGAUUUGGAGAUGCCUGUCAUGGACGGCAUGACUUGUGCAAGAAAGAUUCGCGAACUUGAAAAGGAGGGGACAAUUAUCAAGCACAUCCCCAUCAUCGCAGUCACGGCGUACGCACGGCCUGAGCAGAUUGAGAAUGCAAAGGCUGCCGGAAUUGAUGAUGUUAUCUCCAAGCCGUUCCGCAUUCCCGAGUUGCUCCCCAAGAUUGAGGAGCUCGUGGGCAAGUACCAGAGCCUUUCUGUGUCGGAUAAUGCAUAA